Messenger RNA from Pseudocercospora fijiensis CIRAD86, 2223 nucleotides. RefSeq lists its product as uncharacterized. Lineage: Eukaryota; Fungi; Ascomycota; Dothideomycetes; Mycosphaerellales; Mycosphaerellaceae. Gene Ontology annotation, molecular function: ornithine decarboxylase activity. The transcript is spliced from 3 exons. The coding region runs from base 638 to 2041 and encodes 467 amino acids. The record is from RefSeq and is a predicted model, not a curated record. Gene Ontology annotation, cellular component: cytoplasm.
CGUUUCUGUGACGCGUUGGGAGCCCUGGAGAUGUCAGGAAUAGGAACAGGGGGAGUGCGCCCAUUCACUUUGUGUGGGGCCUGGCACGGGCACGGACUUCCUUCAGUACAAAAUUCGCGCAACUCCAUUUCUCUCUCACUGCCACACCACAUUUUGUGCCUAAAAACGCCUCAUCUUGAAGGUAUAACAGCCUCUUGCAAACACACAUCAACUGAUCAAACACGCCGGUUCCGCAUACCGCGAACCUGGCCCCAAUCCACAUCUAGACUCGCCUUUGGUCAAGUCAAAGGCACCCUCGAUCACCACGGCCCUGCGCGCAGGCACUCGAGUAGUCAGCCAAAUUGCAUCCACACGAGCACACCGCGACAUCCUCAACAGCAUCCCACCUCCACCGCCUGCUGGUCCAUAAAGAGCCAUCCGAUCUGCUUUUCGAGUUGUUCCAACAACUACCACAAUCAGACUCCUCGCCCUCUCAGCUGCCGCAUAAGAGCCACCUUGAAGCUCUUCCCUUCCCCGGGGAGGAGUCGGGCGUUCGCUACCCAGGUCAACUGCGCUUGGCUUUUGCACCCUUCAAGCCACCUUAACAGUCCUUUCGAGUCAUCCAGACAUUAAUCGUACCCAUACCUGCAACAAGGGUAUGGCACCUUCCGCAAUCGACAUCUUCACCAACGAUUACGAGAGCUUUUCUCUGAAAAAGACGACAGAGUUCAUCGAUAAUCUCUCCGACUACGAAGGCGGAGCAGAGAUUUACGAUGGCGUUAAAGAAGCCAGGCAAUUGAUUGGCGCUGCCCUGCAGAGCCACAUCUCUAAUAUUGACACCGACAAUUGCGAGCCAGGCGCAGAGGAUGCCUUCUUCGUGGCUGACCUGGGAGAGGUCUAUAGGCAGCACAAGCGCUGGCAGAAGCACCUGCCACGUGUGACACCGCACUAUGCAGUCAAGUGCAACCCAGACCCGCGUGUACUGGAGAUGCUCGCUAGAUUGGGAGCUGGGUUCGAUUGUGCCAGCAAGGCUGAGAUCGAGCAGCUUGUGAGCAUGGGUCUCAACCCGGCCCGCAUCAUCUACGCCCAACCAUGCAAGACCAAGAGCUAUUUGCGCUACACCGCGAAGACGGGAGUCAAGCAGAUGACAUUCGACAAUACGGAUGAGCUGUACAAGAUCAAGGACAUCUACCCAACUGCGGAGCUCUUCCUCCGCAUCUCUACGGAUGACUCAGCUAGUCUGUGCCGCCUGAGUCAGAAGUUCGGCGCAGCAAUGGAUGUCACAAUGGAUUUGCUCACAUUGGCCAAGAACUUGGGCUUGAAUGUGGUUGGCGUUGCCUUCCAUGUUGGUUCGGGAGCUUCCGAUCCAGAGGCGUUCCGUCAAGCAGUCCGCGACGCUCGCAUCGUCUUCGACCAGGCUGCAGCUCUGGGCUUCGAGAUGCACACCCUUGAUUGUGGUGGAGGAUUCGUCUCCGAGACUUUCAACGAAAUGGCUCCAGUCCUCGCCCAUGCACUUGACGAGCUCUUUCCACCAAGUGUGCGCAUCAUCGCCGAACCAGGACGCUACUACACCAGCACCGCAUUCACCUUGGCUUGCAACGUUAUCGCUCGUCGCACUGUCGAGGACAAGCAUCUUGGUGGUGGGAACAGCUACAUGCUUUACAUGAACGAUGGUGUCUACGGAAACUUCUCAAGCAUCAUCUUCGACCACCAGCAACCGGUCCCGCAGGUCCUCCGCACGCAGCAUCGCCGCGAUGGCUUCAACUACUCCACCAUGCAGGAGUCUCUGCUUGACUCUGGCUACGCCUCAGCUGAAGAGGAGUCCAACAACCGCACCCAGCCAAUCACUUACUCCGUCUGGGGCCCAACUUGCGAUGGCAUCGAUGUGAUCACCCAGAAGUGGCUCUCCUCCCACCUGGUCGAUGUCGGUGAUUGGCUCUACUUUGAAGAAAUGGGUGCUUACACCAAGUGCUCUGCCACUCGUUUCAACGGAUUCACGGACAAGCAUGAGACGAUCUACGUCUGCAGCGAGCCAGAUGCCGCCAUGCUUAUGGACAUGUAGAGGUGGAAAUUCACAUUGACUACUGUACAGGCUGCGAUGCCGAUGAUAAUAGAUUGGGAUGGCUUUUUUUUCGAAUUCUUUGACCGAGAGACGCGAUGAGGAGGAGAGGACAACUGAAAAGCAUUGUGGCUUAAUGUUUCUUUGCGUAGAGUAUAUGGUAUCAAAACUUUUGGCGGCAUAGA